AUGAGUUCACGCAAUAAAAACACCAGUCGUAUUAUCCCCUUUUUGAUUGGGACAUUAGCAAGUUUUGCAGUAAAUUAUUAUUUAAAUAAUAAAAAAACUGUAGACGAAUUUAUAAAACAACAUGCCGAUAAAAUAUUAACAAAAUUUAUAAAAAAUUACAAGAGAAAACAAUCUGAAGAUGAUAGUAUCCCCAAUGAUUGCCCAGGUAUAGAUAGUGAAAAUGCUGGAAAGUCCCAAGCAUGUGAUGGUUGCCCAAAUAGAAAAAUUUGCAAUGACCCAGAAUUAAAAAAACAAAAAGAAAAUGAAAAAAAUCAAAUAUUUAAUGAAAUUCAAGAAAACUUAAAAAACGUUAAAUAUAAAAUACUUAUUUUAUCGGGGAAAGGUGGUGUAGGUAAAUCGACGAUUGCAUCCCAAUUAGCUUUUGCACUAUCACAUUUAAAUUAUGAUGUUGGUUUAUUAGAUAUUGACAUAUGUGGCCCAUCUAUACCUGUUCUAACAAAAACAAUUGAUAGUGAUGUAAAUUAUGGUAUAAAUGGCUGGAUCCCAAUUUACAAAAAUAAUUUAUCUAUUAUGUCUGUUGGAUAUUUAUUGCCUAAUUUUGAUGAUCCAGUAAUAUGGAGAGGCCCCAAAAAAAAUGGAUUAAUUAAACAAUUCUUAUGUGAUGUAUAUUGGAAAAAUUUAGACUUUUUAAUUAUUGAUACGCCACCUGGAACAAGUGAUGAACAUUUAACUAUAUGUUCAUAUUUAAAGGAUAAUUUAGAUGGUUGUUUAAUUGUUACUACUCCUCAUAUUUUGUCAAUAUAUGAUGUUAAAAAAGAAAUUGAAUUUUGUAAAAAAACUAAUAUUCCUAUUUUAGGGGUUAUUGAAAAUAUGUUUCAAUCAAUAUUCGUAUCAAAUUAUACUGUUCAAAAUAUGUGCUCUGAUAUGAAUGUAGAUUAUGCUGGCCAUGUUACUUUUGAUCAAAAUCUCAUUGAUGCUUGCCACCAAGGGAUAGGAUGUUGUGACAUAGAUAAAAAUAGUACUUCAUCUAAAGAAAUAUUCUCAAUAUGCAAAUUUUUAGCUCAAAAAAUAUACGCAAAAUAUUCAGAUCAAAUAGACCACAUUGAGCCUCAGCAAUUGACUACCGAUCAAACUCCUAUUGAUAAUACUGAUCAAAAUGAUAACAACAAUUUGAUUCAAGAAGAAAGUGAGAAUAAUCAAUUGAACGACCCACAGAAUAUCAUGACAGAAAAUAUAGAUUUAUCCAAAACUCAAGUACUCGAGAAAAUUAUACGUGAUGUUGUUUCAAUCGUUGAUGAAAAAUAA
Plasmodium vinckei vinckei is the source of this 1305-nucleotide messenger RNA. RefSeq names its product cytosolic Fe-S cluster assembly factor NBP35, putative. Lineage: Eukaryota; Apicomplexa; Aconoidasida; Haemosporida; Plasmodiidae. Gene Ontology annotation, cellular component: cytosol. Bases 1 to 1305 code for a protein of 434 amino acids. The record is from RefSeq and is a predicted model, not a curated record. Gene Ontology annotation, biological process: iron-sulfur cluster assembly. Gene Ontology annotation, molecular function: ATP binding; ATP-dependent FeS chaperone activity; iron-sulfur cluster binding. The transcript has a single exon.